AUGGUCUUCGGCCGUCGCAAGAGAAGUGCCUCUGCCCAUCACCAGCCGCUCUCCACACCUGCCGCGCAAUCCGCCCAGUCCGCCGCCAGCCAUGCUUUCCUAAAAUCACAAACCUCCACAGCUAGCUUGUCCUCCGCAGCGGCAGCAGCAGCGCUGCGUAACUGCACGCCCACCCCAACCCCCAUCGAAAAUGUGCAGACAAAACGCAUGGUCCAGCGGCGCAACUCGACUCAGUCACAGGCUAGCCCCCUUGGAGGUCGCCGCUCGGCCAGCGUGGGCGGGACGCUGCGCCGCUCCAGUAGCAAUGUUUCGAUGAGCGCACGCACCUUUCGCGACCAGUCCCCCAGUCGCCCAUCUACCAGUUCUGGACCCGUGGGGCCUGCUCCUGUACCCGUCGAUGUGCCGCCGUUGCCUUCUCUCCCGACCCAGUUUACACCGCGGAAACUGCCGAGCCGACGUGCGCUGAGCAUGGGGCCGUCGAUGCGUUCGCCUCCAUCGUCUCCGCCACGCGCGGGCGUGAGGGGCGUGGAUCGGGAACAUGGGCGAGGGUCUCCGAUUCAGCUAGCUACACAUCAACGCGUGACUAGUCUUGGAACUGUUCCUGAAUUGGACCGAUCAGCGAGUCGAAAUUCGGUGAAUUUCUCGUAUCCUCUGGGCUCACGGCCUACCUCGCCGAUUGCGAUGUCUGAGAAUAAUACGAUGAGCCUCCACAAUGCUAUUCAAGAAUCGAUUGCUGAGGUAUCUGACAAACAUCCAACGGGGAAGUAUAAGGCACAGCCCCCUGGCAGUCUAGAUGGGAGCCCUGUUGUAAACAAUUUUGAUCCUUUGGCUAGCAGCACAAUUGCUGCAGCCCAAGCGAUUGGCGUGCCAAAGGACAGCCCAAGUGUGAAUGGUCGGAUUAGAAAGGUGCAAAAUUCGCUUAUAGAGGCCGAUCCUCUAGACCAAUAUACCGGUAAUGCAAUGCCUGUUGCGGCCAGCGUGGAGAGUGAACAUCCAACCUCCCGAUCUCUUCCUGUGCGGUGGCCAUCCACCGUCCGAGAAGAAGAAGAGCCCCAAGAUGACGGCACGAAUGUUGGAGAUAACCCUAUUCGGCAAGGGAGAGACCGGAUGACGAGUGCGUCGCCAACUGCUGAUCACGUAGAGGCAGUGUCAGUCUCCUCAUCACCCUCGACGGAACUGCAAAUAGGGGAGCGGCCACACCGCCAGUCGAGCAGCCCAGGUCGAACUGCUCGUUUUUCAAGAUUGCUCUCCGUGGCUGGAGCCGGGGAUCAAGUCCACCAGCCUCCGCCCAGAUCAGUAUCUCCUGUCAAAUCGGCCUUAAAACACCCCAGAGGAACCUCUUUAUCACCUAAUAGGAGGGCUGAGGCAACCGGUCGAGUCCUACCACCAAGCGAAUUAUCAGAUGGUACCUCAGUGGCUUCAGAGGAAGGAUCCCGGGUUGAUGCCAAGAAGAAGUCUGUCAAGGUCAGUUUCGACGAUGAGGCAGAGGUUGUCAAUGCAGCGGCCAGCCCUCCUACCUCACCGGAAGAAUAUAUGCCUGAUUCACCACCCGGCAUUAAAGCCAAGUCUCGUAUGCCUUGGCUUGGUGUUGGCAAGAAGAAGUCGCCGGCGGAGUUUGCGAGCGAUGAUGACUGGGAUGUAGUCAUGAAACCCCGACAGGUUCUUCCAUCUUUCGGCAGCAUUCGAGGGAGCCGUGGCGGCGCUCUCAAGAGGUCGCCAAUCCCAGACUUCAGUGACAAUGAGUCUAGCUCUUCGACUGAAUCUGAUGUGGCGCCAAGGCCGGGUAUAUUGCUUUCAAAUGACCAAGUUCUCGAAAGUUUGGCCCCUAAGACGCAACAAGAUGAAUACUUCCACUCACGCGAUUUGAGCGCUCUGGAGCAACUGUCUGUCAACGGCACCUUGCAUAGUUUGAAUUCAGAUACUAGCACAGGGGCCAAACGAGCGUCUGGAGUCAUUAAUGACAUCACGGAGAAACAGCCGUAUCCCAGCGUGGGCUCAGGACUAUCGGUGCCUGCCAUUGCUGUUGAGCCUGCUACGCCUCCAGCAGACGGAACUAGUCAAAGGUUCGACAUGAAAAGAUCUAGCAUGGACCAGUAUAUGAUUCCAGGCGGAUUCCCGCCCUCCAGUUCAGACCGCACUCUCGAUUCGACAGCGAAGAAGACUAGCACACAGGCCGUGGCAACCGCCGUCCCCAAACUGGACGACGUGGAUGCAGAGGAGUCUUCUGGUGAUAGCAUCUACAGCGAUGCAGCGGAAGACAUCGACGGUGAUGGGUUUGGGUCCAUUAAUGCCAUUGUCGAUAGUCGGUCAGUCCCUAGGUCAGCACCAAUCGAGGAGAGCGCGAGCGAAUCCCGGGACGCAACGCCAAGGCCGAUCGAUAGAGCUACCAUUGUGGACAGUCAGUCACAAGACUUGACAAAUCAACCACUUCAAGAGGCGCGCUGCUUAACGCCGACACAAGACUCAGUCAACCGCCUGGUAGAGGAGUCCCCUGCCUCCUCAAUCGGCCAUGGAUCUGGUUCUGCACACGCGCCAGUGCCAGUCCGGGUGCAAACUCGUAACGCGACUGCCAAAAAUGGCAGCGUUCAAGCACAGCCCACCACGCGAACCCGCCCCAUGUCGGUGGAUGUGAAUGGUAUGUCUCGUAUGCAGGAUCCUCGAUGGUCGAGCAACGAUAAGUCUUCACGAGGUGGCAAGCCCAAGCCGCGUCCGGUGUCUCUUGGUCCAAUUUUCCACAAUUCAGGAGGUCAACCAGGUAUUCCUGGCAGUCUUCGCCGGAAAAUGUCGAAUGGAAGUGAUUCCUCAAGCAGUUUCAAACGCUCUUCUCCACGCGGAAAUCCCCACGCCAUGCGACGAACAAUGAGAGCCGGUGCUGCUGGUGCUAACGUCCAAGUGCAAUCUCCAACUGAACGCAACGAUUCUCCCCUUGGACAUCGUCCUCUUUCAUCUGGCUCCUCGAAUGGUACAAUGCGCAAGACUCUCCGAGAGCCUGCUGGCGGUGAGCGAUAUUCAUUCUUCUCGACGAACAAGAAGGCACCGGCGAGAGGGAAAUUCACCAAGGCGCCCCCUAAGUCGGCGCGUGCAACUCGGUUCGCAAAUUCAGAUGGCGAGGAUGAAGGCCCACCUCGGGUCUUCACCAGUCGAUUCGCAGAUUCCAGCGAUGAGGAGCCAGGAAGCAAUAAGUUGCGCCCUGUCCGCGGUAUCCCCCGUCGUGCCGACGACGGUGACUCGACAGAGUUGGAGGAUAGUUCAGAAGAGAGCGCCCACCAGCAAGUGCAUCCAGUGCUUGCAUCCCAGCCAGUGACAUCUUCACCCGGAUCCCACGGGAAAAACGCACCAAAUAUGUCUGGAAUGGCAGCUGUGGCCAAACAACGUGGCAUGUCGCAAAGAGACCUGGAGGAGUUCAUCAUGGCGCCUCCCCGUGGUCGGAAGACAGGACUGCUCACCCGCCUUGGCAUCAAGAAGUCCAAGAACCCGGAUAAUAGAGCUCGCGAAGCUGACGUCGAAAGCCCACUAGAGCGGUCGCCUCUGGAGCGCGAUCAAUUACGCAGCGAGGACAUGGUGAAUGGAAACCGCGGCAUCACCACAACCACAGUGUCUGCCGGGAAUACCGAGCCGACUCGCCCAUCCAGGCUGGUGAAGAGAAAUUCUAAACGCCAGUCGGUGGGAUCAACCCCUUGGCCCCUUCACCCCAAUGUUAGGGAAGAAGAGCAUCUCCAGCCAGUUAUAGAACAGCCAGACAGUGCCCAAUCGUCUGUCCUCCAAAUGCAAGACCCCGCGCGGCCAACAGAAGAUGCAGGUGCAGCACACAAUGGGAGCGCCUUUGUCAAUGGGAAUGGCACUCACAGUGCAUCCCCAAUUGCGAAGGAGCCCGAGAUACCCCGCAACGGACUAGAUCCGAACAAUGACAGUACCUCUGAAUUCACAAACCCCGAUGACCAUGGGCCUUCAGCGCGUGACAUCGUGAUCACUGGCUCGGGACGAAAGAAACGAUUUCCUCUUCUUCGGAAAGCAUUUGGUCUGCGCGGUUCAUAA
Molecule: messenger RNA, 4035 nt
Organism: Penicillium griseofulvum
Lineage: Eukaryota; Fungi; Ascomycota; Eurotiomycetes; Eurotiales; Aspergillaceae
Exons: 2
Coding region: 1-4035 (1344 amino acids)
Source: RefSeq, a predicted model, not a curated record